Messenger RNA from Phytophthora infestans T30-4, 840 nucleotides. RefSeq lists its product as uncharacterized. The transcript is spliced from 3 exons. NCBI's taxonomy places the organism in Eukaryota, Oomycota, Peronosporomycetes, Peronosporales, Peronosporaceae. Bases 1 to 840 code for a protein of 279 amino acids. The record is from RefSeq and is a predicted model, not a curated record.
AUGGCUGCGGAGGCAGAAGCAGCGCAGGCUGCAGGUGCAAUCCCCUCGGGUGGGUUGUGUCUGCUGGUGAUCGACCAGCAGGUUGAUUUUCAUCCGGGUGGCUCACUCGCGAUACCCACAGCCAAUGAAGAUGCGGCGCGUAUCGCCGAAUUUAUUCACCGACACACGAGCAAGCUCCAGCAGCUCGUGCUGACUCUGGAUUCGCACCAGCGCUACCAUAUUGCGCAUGGGAUCUUCUGGGAGAAUGCAGAGGGCAAGUCGCCUGAUCCAUUUACGCUCAUCACGGCUAAGGAUGUCGCUGCCGAUGUGUGGAGGCCGCGCGAUCCAAGCUUGAAGCAGUACGUGUUGGCCUACACGACAGCGCUUGAGGCUAGCGGGAAGUUCACACUGUGCAUCUGGCCCGAGCAUUGCCUCAUCGGAUCACCUGGGCAUAACAUUGUACCGAAUGUGCUUGCGGCGGCGAUGGAAUGGACCAAGACGUCACUCAAGCCAGUGCAGUACGUUAUGAAGGGCAGCAACUCGUUCACGGAGCACUACUCGGCGCUCAAGGCCGAGUUCGAGCUGCCUUACGAUCCCACGACAAGUUUGAAUCAGACGCUGGUAGACAGUCUCAAGCUUGCCGACAAGGUGGUUGUCUGUGGCGAAGCCAUCUCGCACUGUGUGAACUACACGGUGCGAGAUUUGGUGGAUGCGUGGCCCACGGAGCGGCUUCACGACUUGGUGAUCCUGACUGACUGUGCGUCCCCCGUCCCGGGCUUUGAAGAGGCUGGCGAGGAGUUUCUGCGUGAUAUGGCUGCCAAGGGACUCACACUUACAAUGUCGGACCAGUUCACCGCAUAG